AUGCUCGCUCAACCAGCAGUACCUCAUCCCUCAAGCGAGUUCUCCUUCAAUGCACACAUCUCCUCACCCGCAGCAGUCCAGUUAGCGCCUAAGCGAGAAAGAACACGGCUGCCAACAUUCACCGUCAGACGGGCGACCAUUCAAGAUGCAGCCGCCAUCGCCAGCCUAGGCGCGCACGUCUUCUCUACCAGCUUUGGCUUCUCCAUCCCAACGCCAGAUCUCAAUGCUUAUCUGGACGAGGCAUAUAGCAUCUCCGCCAUCGAAGAGGACAUCCGAAGCCGCUCAAAACAUCUGGUCGUGGCAUGUUCCAGCUCCGACGGCCGUGUCAUGGGAUUCGCCCAAUUGACCGAGGGCACGACCGAACCCUGCAUUGAGGACCUAGACAAUGUCGUCGAGUUACAGCGCUUGUACGUCGAUAGAGACUUCCACGGCUCAGGAGUAGGCAAGGCCUUGACCAGAGAGAUUGAGAGACUGGCCAGAGAAAAGGGAUAUCGAAUCAUGUGGUUGGGCGUCUGGGAGGGCAACUUUAAGGCUCAACGAGUGUACGAAGCAAUGGGAUUUUUACGAGUCGGGGAUCACGAAUUCAAGAUGGGCCGGUGUAUUCAGACGGAUUGGAUCAUGUGUAAGGAUUUGUAA
Rhinocladiella mackenziei CBS 650.93 is the source of this 636-nucleotide messenger RNA. RefSeq lists its product as uncharacterized. The record is from RefSeq and is a predicted model, not a curated record. Gene Ontology annotation, molecular function: N-acetyltransferase activity. The transcript has a single exon. Lineage: Eukaryota; Fungi; Ascomycota; Eurotiomycetes; Chaetothyriales; Herpotrichiellaceae. The coding region runs from base 1 to 636 and encodes 211 amino acids.